This is a messenger RNA of Nipponia nippon (crested ibis), 378 nucleotides long. Its product is annotated as serum amyloid A protein. Gene Ontology annotation, cellular component: extracellular region. NCBI's taxonomy places the organism in Eukaryota, Metazoa, Chordata, Aves, Pelecaniformes, Threskiornithidae. The record is from RefSeq and is a predicted model, not a curated record.
AUGAGGCUCUGUGUCUGCCUCGUGUUGCUCUCCUUUGCUCUGUGUGCAAGUGCUGGCAUACGUGAAGGCGGACGAUUUGUCUGGGAUGCACUGGGAGGGGCACGGGAUAUGUACAGAGCAUACCAGGACAUGCGCGAGGCAAAUUAUAAAGGUGCUGACAAAUAUUUCCAUGCUCGUGGGAAUUAUGAUGCUGCCCGAAGAGGACCUGGUGGUGCUUGGGCAGCCAGAGUGAUCAGUAACGCCCGGGAGAAAUGGCAAAGCGACGUGAGCGGCAGAGGUGCAGAAGACACCCGAGCUGACCAAGAGGCGAACGUGUGGGGCAGAAAUGGCGGGGAUCCCAACCGCUUCAGGCCUUCAGGCCUUCCCAGCAAAUACUGA